UCUCCUCAAGCCGCAACACCUACCACGCACGCACACCAGAGACCGAUCAAGAUCGAGAUGUCGACGGAGCUGACGGCGGCGCAGCUGCGGGCCUACGACGGCAGCGACGCGUCCAAGCCGAUCUACGUCGCCAUCCGCGGCAAGGUCUACGACGUCACCGCGGGGCGCGGCUUCUACGGGCCGGGCGGCGACUACGCCAUCUUCGCGGGCCGCGAGGCCAGCCGCGCGCUCGCCAAGAUGUCCAAGGACACCGCCGACGUCUCCGGCGACCUCGCCGGCCUCUCCGACAAGGAGCUCGGCGUGCUCGCCGACUGGGAGAAGAAGUUCCUGGCCAAGUACCCCGUCGUCGGACGCCUCGCCUGAAAGGAAGUCAAUUCGCCUGGUCGUAGGCACCCCUCUUCCGCCGUCAAGUAGUACUGUACUGUCCUGUGGUCAGCUCUGUCGAUGUGUAUCCUGUUACUCCCUGCUGUCAGGGUGUGUAUGCUUGCUUACUGGCUGCUUAAUACCUGUCCAAUAAUCCGAGGGCGUGUUUGGCAAUAAUUUGGUGAAUGCAAAUACUGAAUGGAAAUACUGGGAUCAGCUAUGAUUAUAGUAGAA
This is a messenger RNA of Lolium rigidum, 597 nucleotides long. Its product is annotated as probable steroid-binding protein 3. The record is from RefSeq and is a predicted model, not a curated record. The transcript has a single exon. Bases 58 to 363 code for a protein of 101 amino acids. NCBI's taxonomy places the organism in Eukaryota, Viridiplantae, Streptophyta, Magnoliopsida, Poales, Poaceae. Gene Ontology annotation, cellular component: membrane; endomembrane system.